Molecule: messenger RNA, 606 nt
Organism: Trichoderma gamsii
Lineage: Eukaryota; Fungi; Ascomycota; Sordariomycetes; Hypocreales; Hypocreaceae
Product: peptidyl-tRNA hydrolase domain-containing protein
Exons: 2
Coding region: 1-606 (201 amino acids)
Biological process (GO): translational termination
Cellular component (GO): mitochondrion
Molecular function (GO): translation release factor activity
Source: RefSeq, a predicted model, not a curated record
AUGUCACGCCCCAUUAGUUUCUUCGUGAGAACCUUUCCCAUCGCACAAUCGGCCAGAGCCAUCCCGAGCCUUCAAUCCUUCAGCACCCUUGGCGCCAUUCUCUUGAAAACCCUCCCGCCCCGUCCAAAACCUCCCCCGGAUUCCGAAAUCGAAGAAUCAUACCUCAAAGGCAGCGGCCCCGGCGGCCAAAAGAUUAAUAAAACCAAUUCCGCAGUCCAACUCAAGCACAUCCCCACCGGCAUCGUCGUAAAGUCCCAAGCCACUCGAUCACGCAGCCAGAACCGCAAACAAGCUCGAGAGAUAUUGGCGCAGAAGGUGGAUGAAUUCGUCAAUGGCGACCAGAGCCGCUCAGCCAUAGUCGGAGCUUUAAAGAAGAAGAAAGCAGAUAGCGCGGCCAAGAAGAGUCGGCGAAAGUACAGGCAACUGGAAGAGGGAGAGGAAGAGGCCGACGCCGAAGUCGCCGCCACCCUCGAAGAUAGUCCGGACGAGAUUGUUAAACAAACUAGUGACACGGGUAAAGAGACAAGUAAUAGUCCCAGCAGUAGUACCACUGCCACCAAUAACAUCCAACCAGGGCAGGAUUCCCAACAUAGGCAUUCACAAUAA